Molecule: messenger RNA, 921 nt
Organism: Phialemonium atrogriseum
Lineage: Eukaryota; Fungi; Ascomycota; Sordariomycetes; Cephalothecales; Cephalothecaceae
Exons: 6
Coding region: 1-921 (306 amino acids)
Molecular function (GO): protein binding
Source: RefSeq, a predicted model, not a curated record
AUGUUUCUCGCGUCACAGAAUUCCCAUACCUCGUUGCUAGCCAGGCCUGGCCAGCGAAUAGCCCGGCGACGGUUACAAUGUCAAGCACUCGAGGCGAAUCCACCCAAGGAAGGGCCAAAAGGCGGAAAAGUGGAGAAUUCGUGCAUCGCAGCCAAGCCAGUCGUCACGCUCACAGUUGUCAGCCCCGCGACUCGAUCGUUCAACAUCCACAAAGACCUCCUAUGCAGCGAAUCUAUCCACUUUCGUCAAUAUUUCGAGUCUUCCCACAACCCGGAACCCCUGGUUCUCCCCGACAGCGUAACUGCUGAGGUCAUGGAGGCAUUUUCUUGCUGGAUCUACACCAAGUCUGUCCAAGUCACUGAGUUGGAGGACGAAUAUGGCAAAGAAGACGGAAGCAGCAGCAGUGACGGCGAUCAUGACGAUGACGAUGACGAUGACGAUGAUGACGCAUCUGACCAAGAAGAUGUUAGUGAUGGGCAAGUCUCUGUCAUCGCCAUUGACGACGCUGGAGGAACAGACGAUGGUGCCAACAGCGAUUCUUGCGCUGCCUCUGCGACAGACGGCCAGAACCCUGAAGGACGUCCUUGGUAUUCUAGUCUACAACGCAGGUGCCGUAUCUUUGGCCGCCUCUUGGAUCUUUACACCUUCGCCACCAACUUCUUCGGCAAGGAUCAUGGGGUGGACAAGAGCCGAUUUGCUAUGCUACCAUCCAGCUUUCUGACGGAAGUGCUCGUCUCAAUCUUCGACAAUCAAGCGCCGAGAGAAGAUAUGGAUGGUGUUCCAUGGUGUGAUUUCCACAAUCAUCAGGAUAAACGUCAACGCCGGCGAUACUAUGCAAGACCGCCGCGCAUCUCCAAUAGGACCAACUCACCCCCUUAUAUCUACGAGCUUGGCGUCAUCGACCUCUUCCCCCAGGCCUAG